Molecule: messenger RNA, 4384 nt
Organism: Salvia splendens (bonfire salvia)
Lineage: Eukaryota; Viridiplantae; Streptophyta; Magnoliopsida; Lamiales; Lamiaceae
Exons: 13
Biological process (GO): protein phosphorylation
Cellular component (GO): plasma membrane
Molecular function (GO): ATP binding; protein serine/threonine kinase activity
Source: RefSeq, a predicted model, not a curated record
UCCAGUUUCCGAAUGGUGUCGAGAGCCACUGCAUUCCUGCAUUCAUCGAUCUCCCAAAGUCCAUAUCUUAACACUAUAUCAUUUCUUGCCAUGAAUCAUCAAAGAUUAUUAUUUCUUGCCAUGAUCUUGUCGAUCGAGGCAGCGCAGUUAGCCUCGGCCCAAGUCCGCUGUCAAAACAACGGAAACUACACAAGAAACAGCGCCUACGCCGUCAACCUCAACAACACUCUCUCCGAUCUAUCCCGAAACGUGGUCGAUACCGGCUUCUACAACGCCUCCUCCGGCAACGGCACAGACACAGCCAACGCCGCCGUCCUCUGCAGAGGCGACGUCCAGCUCAGCGAAUGCCGCGACUGCAUCGGAGAAGCCCGGGAAAACCUCCUCCGAUCCUGCCCCUACCAAAAGCAGGCCAUCCGCUGGGACGAACGCUGCAUGGUCCGUUACUCCAACGCCUCAUUCUACGGAGAAAUGGAGACUUCCCCGAUGUGGUACUUGUGGAACCCUUACAACACGACGGAUCCAGAGCGGUUCGUGGAGGUUUUGAGAGGCCUGCUAGAUCGGUUACGUAACAAUGCUGCUGAUGGAGGCACUCUUAGAAAAGUUGCGGCUGGAAAUGAAAGUGGACCUGCUUUUCAAGACAUAUUCGCACUGCUGCAGUGCACCCCGGAUUUGACGAAAGAGGAGUGCAGUAGCUGCUUGAUUAAUGCAAAUACUAAUAUACCUGCUUCUUGUGAUGGGAAAAGAGGGUGUAGAGUAAUGUCCCCGAGCUGCACGCUUCGUUUUGAGAUAUUUUCGUUUUAUAACGAAACUAGGCUCCGAGAGUUCGACCCUUUGCCUCCUCCGUCCCCUCCUGCACCCACGCCGCCUCCUUCCUCGUCUGGGAAGGGUGAUGGUAAUACAACCAGGAAUAUUGUCAUUAUUGUUGUGGUUUCAGUUGUGUUCAGCCUGAUACUAGGUGUUUCUGCAGUCAUCUGGUUAGGGAAGAGGAAAACACAAAAAUCAAAACAAGUUCUUUAUAAGAAUGUGGAUGAGAUUAGCACGGUCGAAUCCCUGCAAUAUCCUUUCGACACGAUCAAGACUGCGACAAAUGAUUUCUCCGAAGAAAACAAGCUGGGCGAAGGUGGAUUUGGCUCUGUAUACAAGGGGAAGCUGCAAAAUGGUCAAGAGAUUGCAGUGAAGAGGUUGUCGAGGGGUUCGGGACAAGGUUUAGUAGAAUUCAAGAAUGAAGUGCUACUAUUAGCCAAGCUUCAACAUAGGAAUUUGGUUAGACUCUUGGGUUUUUCCAUACAAGGGAUGGAGAAGCUUCUCAUAUAUGAAUUGGUUCAAAAUGCAAGCCUAGAUCACUUCAUAUUUGAUAAAAGAUGCCAUACACAUUUGGACUGGGAGAGACGUUACAAGAUCAUAGGGGGUAUCGCGAGGGGUAUUCUCUACUUACAUGAGGAUUCUAGACUCAAGAUCAUUCACCGUGAUUUAAAAGCCAGUAAUAUACUCCUAGACACAGAGAUGAAUCCCAAAAUUGCUGACUUUGGUAUGGCAAGAUUAUUCCGACAAGAUGAAACUCAAGGAAAUACAAGCCGAAUUGUCGGAACAUAUGGAUAUAUGCCGCCAGAAUACAUAAUACGCGGCCAAUUCUCAAUCAAAUCCGACGUCUUCAGCUUUGGAGUUCUGGUUUUAGAAAUCAUCAGCGGGCGCAAGAGCAACAAUUUCCGCAGUGGGGACAACGUAGAAGAUCUCCUUAGUUUUGCAUGGGAAAACUGGCGCGAAGGGAUAGCAGCAAAUGUGGUGGAUCCGGGUUUGAGAUCCGGGUCGGGUUCAAUGAGUGAGAUGCUGAGGUGCAUGCAUAUCGGUUUGUUGUGCGUUCAAGAAAAUGCAGGGGAGAGGCCGACUAUGGCGUCAGUUGUGAUCAUGCUGAGCAGCGCAUCCAUAAGCCUGACUGUGCCUUCUGAGCCUGCUUUUUAUUUUUCGGGCGGCGGCUAUACUCCCCGACGUUCACACUACAGUUCGAGGGAGCGUGAGUCAUCCGUCAACAUUCUGCAGAGCCGAGCUUCUGUAGCUGAUCAAUCAGACCAUUCAUCCAACAAUGAUGUUUCCAUCACCGAGUUGCAUCCUCGAAAUUGCAGAACAACUGCAUUCAUUCAAACUAUGACUUAUCAAAGAUUGUUAUUGGGGCUCUUCGUGUUGUUGAUCCCGAGAGAUCUCUUCGCCCAGGACUUAUCCAGGGCCACUUGCGGCAGCAACGGCAACUACAGCAGCAACAGCGCUUACAGCGCUAACCUCGACACCACUCUCUCUUCUCUCUCCACAGACAUCGGCAACGAUGGCUUCUACAACGCCUCGACCGGGCAGGGCCCCGACAGAGUGAACGCCGCCGCGCUGUGCAGAGGCGACGUUCAACUCGACGUGUGCCGCGAAUGCGUGCAAAAUGGCGUCUCCAGACUCGAGGGCUCGUGCCCGGUUCAGAAGGAGGCAGUCUUCUGGGAUGAGUUCUGCACUCUGCGAUACUCGAAUGCUACCGUCUACGGGACUAUGGAGAGUAGGCCCGUAUACUCCUUGAUGAAUACACAGAACGUGACGAAUCCAGACCGGUUCAGGUCGGAUCUCAGAACGUUGCUCGAUGACCUUCGUAGACGAGCUGCUGGUGGCUCGUCUACGAGGAAGGUGGCAGCUGGGAAUGCAACUGGACCCGAUUUUCAAAUGAUUUUCGGGUUAGUUCAGUGCUCCCCCGAUUUGUCAUCACAGGAUUGUACAAGUUGUUUGGUUGGUGCCAUUUCGGGCAUACCGCAAUGCUGUGAUGGGAAAAGAGGAGGCAGAGUACUCUGGCCAAGUUGCAAUCUUCGUUUCGAGACUGUUCCGUUUUUCAAUGAGACUAGGCUUCAGGAACUUGAGUUUGUUCCUCCGUCUCCUCCUCUUAUCGAGCCGCCUCCACAGUCACCACCGUCAGGAAAGAAAAAUGGUAACACAACUAUUGUCAUAAUUGUGGUUGUAAUUGUUGUGUGCUUGAUAGUGGCUGUAUCUGCUAUCAUCUUUCUAAGAAAGAGAGAGAGAAAGAAACAGAAAGCAACAGAAAUUCCUCAAAGUAAGUUACUAGUCUUGCUUUUAUACACAAAAUUUGUUUAAGUAGUGGACUCAAAUGUUUGUUCAUAAUUAAUUGAAGCUGUCGACGAUAUUAGCACAGCUGAAUCUCUGCAGUAUAGUUUCAGCACAAUCAAAGCCGCAACAAAUGAUUUCUCUGAUCAUAAUAGAUUGGGCCAAGGUGGAUUUGGUACUGUUUACAAGGGGAAACUUCCAAAUAGUCAAGAAAUUGCAGUGAAAAGAUUGUCAAGAGAUUCAGGGCAGGGCGAUAUGGAAUUCAAGAAUGAGGUUCUGUUAUUAGCUAAGCUUCAACACAGGAAUCUGGUUAGACUGUUAGGUUUCUCCUUAGAAGGAAUGGAGAAGUUGUUGGUAUAUGAAUAUGUUCAAAAUGCUAGCUUGGAUAACUUCAUAUUCGACUCAGUUAAGCAUUCAGAUUUGGAUUGGGAUAGACGCUACAAGAUCAUAGGAGGUAUUGCGAGGGGAAUACUCUACUUGCACGAAGAUUCUCGUCUCAGGAUCAUUCACCGUGAUUUAAAAGCAAGUAAUAUACUUCUAGACAGAGAGAUGAGUCCCAAGAUUGCCGACUUUGGUAUGGCAAGAUUGUUCGGACAAGAUCAAACGCAGGGAAAUACUAGUCGAGUUGUGGGCACAUACGGAUAUAUGCCACCAGAGUACCUAAUACACGGUCAGUUCUCAAUCAAGUCGGACGUAUACAGCUUUGGAGUAUUAGUCCUUGAAAUCAUCAGUGGCCGAAAAAAUAAUGGCUUUCGAAGCGGGGGUGACAGCGUGGGGGACCUCCUAAGCUUUGCAUGGGAAAGUUGGCAAGAGGGAAGAGGUGGAGAAGUGGUGGAUCCAUUUUUGAGGAGUGGUUCGGGUUCGAUGAAUGAGAUGCUGAGAUGCAUCCAUAUUGGUUUGUUGUGUGUACAGGAAGAUCCCGCGGAUCGGCCAACCAUGGCCUCUGUGGUACUUAUGCUGAGUAGCUUCUCCAUAACCUUAAACUUACCUUCGGAGCCAGCAUUUUAUGCUUCCAGUGGGAGUGGUUAUGGUUCGGAUGCGUCACUGAUUCACAACUCCGACUCCACAAAUUCUCACCACAAGACUUCUUCUCGGCCGUCUCAGCAGUCUCGCCGUUCCUCACAAAAUGAUGCCUCCAUUACUGACUUACAUCCGCGCUGAUUCCGCUCCAAGAAAGUAUAUAUUCAAUUCGUAUCAUGUCAACAUUGUCAGCUCUACAUAGACCUGACCAAAAAUAGUUCAGUUUUUCUUAUUUACUCCUUUUGAUGUACCUAAUAAUAUCAUUAAUCUUUGGUUA